CAAACCAGGCACAGCAAUGGAGAAUUUGGAUGUCCCGAUCCCAGAUCUUACUGAAGAACAGCAAGACAUUUUUCAGAGAGGUUUUGCUGCUGAUGCCAAGUACUUGGAGAAUCAUGAGAAAAUGAACCAGUCCUUCUGGGAAUCACUUGUAAAGUGCUUGGCCACUACUGACCCACCUAUCCUGAGUACUGAAGAAAAGAAAAAUCUUCUGAACAGCUGUGAUGUCCUCCCUGGAGGCUGUGUUGCCUGCCUGAAAGCCAUAGAGAAGAAAGGAGUCAGGGCAAUGGCUCUUCUUUACCUUUUGCUGAAGACUUCCAACCCAUCUGGGUACAGGCAGCUGCCCAGCUCCAAGGGAGAGGAUGAAAAAUUGAAACUCCUGAAGAGAUUGGAAAGGAAUGUUGUAUAUUCAGAAGAGGACAAAAAGUCUGAAAACUCAUCCCCUGAGUCCAUGGAUGAAGAUACACAUGACAGUGAUGAAGAAGAUUUAGGAAGACAGAAGACUGAAGGCCAGUUACUUGGAGGAAUACCAGCAGAGGUGGUUCCCUACCAAGAUUCAGAGAUUGCCAGAAGAGAAGAUUCAGAUGCAGAUGCAUAUGAGAAGGAGACCACUUCCCCCCCUCAAUGGACAGUACGGUGGAUGGGCAUACGGAAGGAUGAUGAAUUCUUUCAUUUUGUCAUUCUUUGCUUUGCAAUUGGAGCUUUACUCGUUUGCUUCUACUACCACCAAGACUGGACUAUUUCCCUUGGGAUUGGUUUAAUCACCUUUGCUUCCCUGGAAACCACUGGGAUAUACUUUGGUCUUGUGUACCGAAUUCGGAGCGUCCUUGACAGCUUUGUUCCUCUGAUUGACAGAUUCAGGCCAAGAGGCAUGAGGAAAGCUGCCUAGGAUUAUUUCAGGACAGCUCCCCAGACCUGGCUGUCCAAAUUUCCAGUACUAAAGGAAGUGUUUCAUGAGAUGAACCUAACAACCAAAUGGCCAACGUGAAAUACUGAAAUGUGAAACCUCUGAAAAAAACUCACUUUUUUCCCUCCAAAAUAAAGCUGAAACUGGGGUAUAGGCCCCACUCUGGAUUUCGAAGCGGAAGCAGAGCUCGGAAGACAAUGGAGAUGUAGCUUUGUGCUCAAUUCCAUUUGAAUAAACACAUUCACCUUCCCUCCCCCAGGCAGCCAUGUGGUGGCAUCUCUCAUUCAUAACGAAUGGCUCCAGUCUGCCAAAAUCAACAGACCAAUGUCCUGUGCCGGUUCUGGCUGAGGCUCUGUCUGCUCCUGUAGGAAUUCUGGCCUCCUCCUCCUCCCUGCGGUGCUGCCCAGAGCAGGCAGAGGCCCGCACUGCUCUCCUGGCUGACGGAUUCAUUGUGGCAGAACUCGGAGCAGUGGGCGGGCAGCGCUUUCACCGGAGGAGAGCUGGGGAGAUGUUACAGGCGCUGGCA
This is a messenger RNA of Hirundo rustica (Barn swallow), 1430 nucleotides long. RefSeq names its product transmembrane protein 40 (gene TMEM40). The coding region runs from base 17 to 886 and encodes 289 amino acids. Lineage: Eukaryota; Metazoa; Chordata; Aves; Passeriformes; Hirundinidae. The transcript has 13 exons. The record is from RefSeq and is a predicted model, not a curated record.